CGGGUAUAUCGACCACAUUCCUUUAUCAAAAAACAAAAUGCUCGCCUGUCCAAAAUGCACCAUCGAGAACCCUCUCGAUGUGACGCACUGCGUGUGCUGUAAUGCGACGCUGCCGCCCGACGCUCGCAUCCGCAAGCUUUUACAUCAAGUGCAUUCGCUCACAUUAGAGCUGCACGACGCGCGUGCCACCCUCGCGUCUCUGGCGCCGCGUCUGGAUCCGCCGGCCGCACCACCAGCGCCUCGAGCGCCGCCAACGACCGUAGUCAAUUUGAACGCGCAGAGCCUGCGGCGCAUGGGCUACCGUAGCCUGGACGCGUGGCUGGCCGCGUCGCCAUACCACAAGUAUGUGGGCCGUGGCAUGGCAGCACGCAACGGCAAGCCCACCAUCGCAGGCAGUCUCUGGGGCAAUCCAUUCAAGAUUGGCCGCGACGGUACCCGAGACGAAGUCGUCCGACAGUACCGGGACCAUAUAAGAGACAAGAUCGCGCGCGGCGACGUCGACUUGAGCGAUGUGCGCGGCAAGGUGCUUGGGUGCUGGUGCAAGCCAGAAGGUUGCCACGGUGACGUCCUCGCCGAGCUAGCCGAUGCGUCGAAUGAAUGAAAUGCACCUUGUCUUCUUUGAGAAUAGACCGUUUCCUAGUAUAGAAUAAAGUUGUCUACAAAAGGCCGAGCGAGCGCAG
Messenger RNA from Saprolegnia diclina VS20, 680 nucleotides. RefSeq lists its product as hypothetical. The transcript has a single exon. NCBI's taxonomy places the organism in Eukaryota, Oomycota, Saprolegniomycetes, Saprolegniales, Saprolegniaceae. Bases 38 to 601 code for a protein of 187 amino acids. The record is from RefSeq and is a predicted model, not a curated record.